This is a messenger RNA of Myxocyprinus asiaticus (Chinese sucker), 3651 nucleotides long. It is a transcript of the gene tmem117, whose product is annotated as transmembrane protein 117. The transcript is spliced from 8 exons. Lineage: Eukaryota; Metazoa; Chordata; Actinopteri; Cypriniformes; Catostomidae. Gene Ontology annotation, biological process: intrinsic apoptotic signaling pathway in response to endoplasmic reticulum stress. The record is from RefSeq and is a predicted model, not a curated record. The coding region runs from base 138 to 1739 and encodes 533 amino acids.
GUUUAAUGUUCGGAGGUUUAUCGGUCUCGUGUUGGUUCUGGUUCUGGUUCUGUAAUCGCGUGUGGACGCGUUAAAUCUGACGCGCGUGUGUGUGGUGUAUCCGUCAUUCAGGCAGGAAUCAAAUCACAGAUAUCACGAUGGGAUCUGAAAUACUCCACGACUCUCUCCGUGGGCGGUGUCUGGGUGUCCUCAGACGGAUGGAGAUUUACACGCGGUUCCGUUAUUAUUUCCAGCACCCGUGGUCUCGUCUGGUCGUAGUGUAUCUGGUCAUCUUCUUUAAUUUCCUGAUCUUUGCGGAGGAUCCCAUCUCUCACAGCCAGACGGAAGCACACAUGAUCGUGGUGGGGAACUGCUUCUCAUUCGUGGUGAAUAAAUAUCCUAAUGGAGGAUGGAACGUCUUGAAAGUCCUGAUGUGGAUUCUGGCCAUCAUCACGGGCCUCAUCUCUGGGAAGUUCCUGUUUCAUCGACGCUUGUUUGGUCGUCUGUUGCGUCUGAAGAUGUUUCGUGAGGAUCACGGCUCAUGGAUGACGAUGUUCUUCAGCACGAUUCUCUCUCUGUUCAUCUUUUCUAACAUAUAUAACCUUGUACUGUUCAUGAGCAGACGAAUGGGUCCUUAUAUGGUGACGGAGUACAUGGGUAUCAGAAACGAGAGUUUUAUGAAGUUGGCCGCUGUAGGAACAUGGAUGGGCGAUUUUGUGACGGCAUGGAUGGUAACAGACAUGAUGCUGCAGGAUACACAUUACCCGGACUGGGGCAGAACCGCGAGGCACUUAUGGAGGCAGGGCAAUAACAGAAUAGUGCUCUUCUGGACGGUGUUGGUCUGUCUGAGCUCUGUGGUGGUUCUGGUCAUCAGUACUGACUGGAUCAGGUGGGAUAAUCUGAACCGCGGGUUUCUGCCCAGUGAUGAGGUUUCCAGAGCGUUCCUCGCGUCCUUCAUCCUGGUCUUUGACCUCCUCAUCAUCAUGCAGGAUUGGGAGUUUCCUCACUUCAUGGGCGAUCUGGACAUGAAUCUACCGGGUCUUUCCACCACACAAGUGAAGAUCAAACUGCCCUUGUGCAAACGUGUCUUUAAAGACGAGUAUCAUAUUCACAUCACAGGGAAAUGGUUUAAUUACGGCAUCAUCUUUCUGGUUCUAAUCUUGGACCUGAACAUGUGGAAGAACCAGAUCUUCUAUAAGCCAUAUGAAUAUGGUCAGUACGUUGGUCCAGGAGAGAAGAUCUACACCGUUGAAGAUCCAGAGACACUGCGAGAUUUCAACCGAAGCACGCUGACCUGGGAAUGGCGCUCCACCAGCAUCGACCCACUCACCAACCAGACGUACGCCCAACGAGACAUGUUCCUACACAGCCGUUACGUGGGCUCCAGUCUGGACGUUAAAUGCCUGGCUUUCAUCCCGAGUCUAGCAGCCUUUGUGCUCUUUGGAUUCUUCAUCUGGCUGUUUGGCCGUUUCCAAGACAGCGAGACGUUCCCCGAGAACCAAGACAACAGUUACGAGCGAAUCAAGCGAAAGUCGCCAUCCAAUCUGGGAGUCAUGCCAGAGGAGGUGCACAUCACCAUGUGCGAGGUGCUGAAGAGAAGCGGAACACUGAUGUUGCUCUUAGUGGACACGCAUCAUUUUGGGUCCUCAAACAGCUCCAUGUCACCUAGUUCAAGCGACACUCAGGAGAUACAACCCAGUGUAGCUGUUGACAGCCUUGUCCCUGAUGAUUCUGCUGAUGUCAAACAACUGACCCCAUGACCUUAGCCAAAGGUCAAAAUGAGUCCAGGAAGGACUUCCUGAAAACUUUCUGGACACUGUUUGGUGUCAGUCCAACAAUCUUGCAGAUAAUGUUGUCGAUUGGCUUUUGGCGCCUUCGUAAAACUUUGUGGAAACUACCAUGGAAAUUCUGUUUGUAUUUUCUAUGUUUUUGUAAGAUACUUUUUAAAGACUCUUCCUAUGGCAUGAAUGUUUGAACUAAAUCCGUUCGGUGUUCUUCAAAUCGUUCCUCUAUAUGGCUCUAUGGUGCUGAAUGUUUAAUUUAUUUUGUAUUUCUUUUGUAUGUAGAUGUUCUGGUGCCUACGUAGAUAAAUACUGUAUGUACACAGUGAGUGCAUGGCAUGAUGGUUAUGGACAUGUUACUGUUAAUUAUAAAUAGUCCUGGGUAUCGAUACAGAUUUCCCUAUUUGAAUUGAUUCCGAUUCACAAGCUCUUGAUUUGAUUAUGAUUUUUGAUUAGAUUUCAUUCUGAUUCAUUUGGAUAUACAGUAUUUCAGUUAUAAUGUCCAUUUUGCUUACAUAUGAAUGAAAUUCUCCACUAAAGCUAUAAGUUAUGCAGGGAAAAUUCGCAAUUAAAAAUAGGGCUCAGUUUAAUUCCAAUAUACAGACAUAAUAAUCAACAUAUCCAAAACUGAAGUAAACUUUAAAGGUGAUGCAAUUGAUUUUUUCAUGGAAAGGUAUGCAAAAAAUGUUACUACUCCCUGAAAGAUAUUACUGAAAUAAGUGUUGUGAGAUAUCUCACCGGUCUCUGUGACAGCUCUAGACUCUGUAAACAACAAACAAAAAUGGUCUGCAUUCCACGGACAAUGACGUUUUCUGCCUGUCAAUAAUUUUUCGUGUUCUCAUAUUAUUGUAGUUGCAGCGAAUUAUUGAGGCUUAAUGCAUUUUUAUGUCAUUUGGCUCAAUACAGUUGUCAGUUGAGGGCGCUAUUUUGCUACUGUUGUUUUUGACAACCGUUUCUGCUCGUGUCGGUCUCAAUAAAGCUCAUUUGGUAUCUUUGGAGUGUGGCGUUUUGGAAAAAGGACCGUGGUUAAUUCAACGACUCAUCUUGUGAAAAAUCUAAAAAGGCUAAAAUCACUUACAGCACCUUUAGAGUAAAAGAACGAUCUUGGGAUUUUAAGAAUCAAAAUCGGGAUCGUUCAAAUGAAGAUUAAUCGUAAAAUCUAGAUGUUUACUCUGCUCUGGUUAUAAGACAGUCAGUCAGUCAGUCAUAUUUAUUUAUAAAGCACAUUUAAAAACAACAGCUGUUGGCCAAAGUGCUGUACAGAGUUUAAACAAAUAAUGUAAUAAUUAAAAUUAGGACACAAAUCACAAUCACAGACAAUGCACAAUUUUUUUUUUUACCACUACACGUACUUGUGACCAUAUGCAAUAAUAAAUAAAUCAGUUUUAAGAAGAGAUAUAAAAUCAUCAUAUGUUGAUGCAGUUUUUAUGUAAAGUGGCAAAUUAUUCCAGAGCUGUGGAGCAGCCACUGAGAAGGCUCGAUCUCCUUUCAAUGUGAGACGUGUCCUUGGAACAGUCAACCAUAGACUAUUGGUUAAUCUGAGGUCUCUGGAUGUAUUAUGAUGAAAUGAAAGAAGAUCAGAAAUAUAUGGAGGAGCCAAACCAUGCAAACCCUUAUAAACGAACAAUAAUGCUUUGAACUGAAUACGAUGUUUGAGUGGGAGCCAGUGGAGAGAGACCAGAACUGGUGAAAUAUGUUCCCUCUUCUUUGUUCCAGCAGCAGCAUAUUGGACAAGCUGAAGACGUGACAGUAGAGACUGUGAAACACCCAAAUACAAUACAUUACAAUAAUCUAAUCUUAAUGAAAUAAAAGCAUGUAUUACAGACUCCAUAUAUUUGGAUGUUAAGAAUGACUUCCUUUUAGCUAUAUUCUUUAGUUGAUGGAAACAACU